Molecule: messenger RNA, 742 nt
Organism: Mytilus trossulus (common blue mussel)
Lineage: Eukaryota; Metazoa; Mollusca; Bivalvia; Mytilida; Mytilidae
Product: MAM and LDL-receptor class A domain-containing protein 1-like
Exons: 4
Coding region: 1-480 (159 amino acids)
Cellular component (GO): membrane
Source: RefSeq, a predicted model, not a curated record
AUGUUUUGCUUUAUUUUGUAUGCAGAUGAAGAACAUGAAAAAUUUUGUGAUUUUGAAGAUGAAAAUAUAUGUGGUUGCCAACAUGAUAAACUAGCAAACUUUGAAUGGAAAUGGAAUUCUGGUACCACACCUACUCGACGUACAGGUCCGAAAUAUGACCAUACCUUGGGUAAAGAUGGAAACGGGCAUUAUAUGUUUAUGGAAUCAUCUUCUCCUGUAAAAAUGAACGACACAGCAAGACUACUAUCUCCAUAUUUUCCUGCUACAACAGGCGGUCUGUGUUUUGAGAUCUGGUAUCACAUGUGGGGAGAAGUAGGACACAACCAAGUUGGAAGCUUAAAAAUAUAUAUUGAAGAACUGGGACAAUCGGAUACGUUAUCACAAAAUGCAGAGUUCAACGUUUCUGGUAAUCAAGGGGACGAAUGGAUCAAAGGACAAUUUCCAGUCGGAGAACGAAAAACGUAUUUUAGGAUUAUGUAGACAGUACUCGUGGUAAUGAAGAAACAAUUGCAAUCAAUACAACCGCAUCUGUUGUACAACAAACCCAUACUCAACAAGUACUUAUGAUUGGUAAAGGAGUAGGAAUAGUAAUUGUGUUGAUGAUAAUGACUAGCGCAAUUUAUGUUCUUUAUAAAAAGAAAUGUAUAGGACAGAGGGGAACCGAAAGCAUAAACUUACUUGCUCGGAAUGUAUAAUGGUAAAGACAGCGACGCUGGCUAUCAUUUGAAUAAUAAAAGCUUAA